Molecule: messenger RNA, 803 nt
Organism: Cydia splendana
Lineage: Eukaryota; Metazoa; Arthropoda; Insecta; Lepidoptera; Tortricidae
Product: allergen Tha p 1-like
Exons: 3
Coding region: 151-531 (126 amino acids)
Source: RefSeq, a predicted model, not a curated record
UUUUCAUUAUGUUUUGACGUGUUCGCCUGCUCAUAUGAACACGGCUCAAGGAUCAAGACUUAAGCGAGAAAUAUAUAAAGCUUAUACAAACAAUUGUAUAAACAGUUUAACUUGUACAUUUGAGGCGACAGUUCUAAGUGGUACCUAAACAUGCAGCUGUUCGUAGUCCUCUCCGUGCUAGCGGCGGUAGCGUUCGCGCGUCCGGAUGAUGGCGACCACUACGACUCUAAAUACGACAACUUUGACGUGCAGACAUUGAUUGAUAACCCUCGGCUGAUGAAAGCGUAUACGAAGUGCCUGCUCAGCAAGGGCAGCUGCACCGCCGAAGGAGCCAGUUUUAAGAAGAUCCUCCCCGAAGCCGUAGCGACGACCUGCGCCAAGUGCACCCCCAAGCAGCGCCAGAUCGUCCGCACCGUUAUCAGAGCCCUCCAGAAGCAGAUGCCCAACGACUGGGAUCAGCUGGUCAAGCUCCACGACCCUGAGGGCAAGUACAAGGAGUCCUUUGGCAAGUUCCUGGCCUCAACAGACUAGAACAGCUGGAGUUUUAGGAUCAUUCAACGGGCUGUCCCGUACAAACGCAUUUUAUUUCGUGUAUCAGAAUUAGAACUUCUUUUUGAUGAUUAUUUUUGACUACUUGUCAUUAAAAAUGGAACUCCUAUCCUAUACUUGAAAAUCUACAGAAAAUUUGCGUUUGUAUGGGACAACUUUAGACAAUUUCACGGAAUUUCGUGAUUAUUAACGAUGUGAAGAAUCAAAGUGUUACUGUUAUUUAAUGUUUUGUAAAUAAAUAACUUUAAAGUUAA